This is a messenger RNA of Antechinus flavipes (yellow-footed antechinus), 11639 nucleotides long. It is a transcript of the gene KALRN, whose product is annotated as kalirin RhoGEF kinase. The transcript has 60 exons. The record is from RefSeq and is a predicted model, not a curated record. Gene Ontology annotation, biological process: protein phosphorylation; axon guidance; intracellular signal transduction. Lineage: Eukaryota; Metazoa; Chordata; Mammalia; Dasyuromorphia; Dasyuridae. Gene Ontology annotation, molecular function: ATP binding; protein kinase activity; protein binding. Gene Ontology annotation, cellular component: cytoplasm; postsynaptic density. The coding region runs from base 439 to 9366 and encodes 2975 amino acids.
GGAGGGAGGAGGAGGAAAAAUAAAGAGGAGAGAACGGAGCAGGGCUGAACAAUAGAGACAGGCAGACGGGAGAGAAGGAGGACCAGCUGCUGCUGCUGGAGAAGGAGAGCCGGAGGCUGAGGCAUCUUGGACCCCUGUGCCCGAGUCAGCGAGCAGGCGAGCAGCCCGGCGGAGGGGACGGGCUACCAUGGGGGAGCCGGCAGAAGGCUCCCCCAGCCCUCCCCGAGGUUCUGCUUGAAGCUGGGCAUCAUCUCCUCUGGCUCCGCUGCCCCCAUCCCGCUUCUGCCAGUCUAGGAACCCCAAUUCCUUAAGAUCUGAUCGCCUCAGCUUCUGGGCACCGGGUCUCCGCCGCCCUCGCCUCCGCCCCCACGGAGGAGACGAGACGCCGGCCCUCCGUUUCACCUCCCGGGGGCUGCCUACAGAGCCCCCUCCCCAGUCAUGAACCCCCCGGAGGGGGCAGCGGAGGAAGGAGGAGCCGCGGACUCGGACGUGGAUGCGUUUUUCCGGACAGGUUCUUUUCGAAAUGAUGGUUUGAAAGCUGCUGAUGUCCUCCCUAUCCUAAAGGAAAAAGUGGCAUUUGUGUCAGGUGGCCGAGAUAAGCGAGGUGGACCCAUACUGACUUUCCCUGCACGAAGCAAUCAUGACAGAAUAAGGCAGGAAGACUUGCGAAAACUUGUGACUUAUUUGGCCAGUGUGCCCAGCGAGGACGUGUGCAAGCGUGGCUUCACUGUUAUUAUCGACAUGAGGGGGUCCAAGUGGGACCUCAUCAAGCCCCUGCUGAAGACGCUGCAGGAGGCCUUCCCUGCUGAGAUCCACGUGGCCCUUAUCAUCAAGCCCGAUAACUUCUGGCAGAAGCAGAAAACCAACUUUGGCAGCUCCAAAUUCAUCUUUGAGACAAGCAUGGUGUCGGUGGAAGGUCUGGCUAAGCUGGUGGACCCUUCCCAGCUGACGGAGGAAUUUGAAGGCUCCCUGGACUACAACCACGACGAGUGGAUAGACCUCCGGGUCUCCUUGGAGGAGUUCUUCAAUAGUGCUGUUCAUCUGCUCUCCCGUCUUGAGGACCUUCAAGAGAUGCUGGCCCGCAAAGAGUUCCCUGUGGAUGUGGAAGGCUCUCGGCGGCUCAUUGAUGAGCACACGCAGCUCAAGAAGAAGGUGCUGAAGGCCCCUGUGGAAGAGUUGGACAGGGAAGGGCAGCGGCUGCUUCAGUGCAUUCGCUGCAGUGAUGGCUUCUCUGGGCGUAACUGCAUCCCAGGCAGUGCCGACUUCCAGAGCCUCGUCCCCAAGAUCACCAGCCUCCUGGACAAAUUGCACUCGACCCGGCAACACCUGCACCAGAUGUGGCACGUACGCAAACUCAAACUGGACCAGUGCUUCCAGCUGCGGCUCUUUGAGCAAGAUGCUGAGAAGAUGUUCGACUGGAUCAGCCAUAACAAAGAGUUAUUCCUCCAGAGUCAUACGGAGAUUGGAGUCAGCUACCAACAUGCCUUGGACCUACAGACUCAGCACAAUCACUUUGCUAUGAACUCCAUGAAUGCCUACGUGAACAUCAACCGCAUCAUGUCUGUGGCCUCCCGCCUGUCAGAAGCAGGGCACUAUGCUUCCCAGCAGAUCAAACAGAUCUCCACCCAAUUGGACCAGGAAUGGAAAAGCUUUGCAGCCGCCCUUGAUGAGCGCAGUACCAUUCUUGCCAUGUCAGCCGUGUUCCACCAGAAAGCUGAGCAGUUCUUAUCAGGAGUGGAUGCUUGGUGCAAGAUGUGCAGUGAAGGUGGCCUCCCAUCUGAGACACAGGACCUAGAGCUGGCCAUCCACCAUCAUCAAUCCUUGUAUGAACAAGUGACACAAGCCUAUACUGAGGUCAGCCAGGAUGGCAAAGCCUUGCUGGAUGUAUUGCAGAGACCCCUGAGUCCCGGAAAUUCAGAGUCCCUCACGGCCACUGCCAAUUACUCCAAAGCUGUACACCAGGUCCUGGAUGUGGUCCACGAGGUCCUGCACCACCAGCGGAGGCUCGAGAGCAUCUGGCAGCACCGGAAGGUCCGCCUCCACCAGCGGCUACAGCUCUGCGUUUUCCAGCAAGACGUGCAGCAGGUGUUGGACUGGAUCGAAAACCAUGGAGAGGCCUUUCUCAGCAAACACACAGGGGUUGGAAAAUCCCUGCAUCGAGCCCGGGCCCUGCAGAAGAGACAUGAUGACUUUGAAGAAGUAGCUCAGAACACAUACACCAAUGCCGACAAGCUCCUAGAAGCAGCUGAGCAGUUGGCGCAGACUGGGGAAUGUGACCCAGAGGAGAUCUACAAGGCAGCUCGGCACCUGGAAGUCCGAAUCCAAGAUUUCGUGCGCCGGGUGGAGCAGCGGAAGCUUCUCUUGGACAUGUCUGUCUCCUUUCACACGCACACCAAAGAGUUGUGGACAUGGAUGGAGGACCUCCAGAAGGAACUGCUGGAAGAUGUGUGCGCGGACUCGGUGGACGCUGUCCAGGAACUAAUCAAGCAGUUCCAGCAGCAGCAGACGGCCACUCUAGAUGCCACACUCAACGUCAUCAAGGAAGGAGAAGAUCUCAUUCAGCAACUCAGGGAUUCGGCAGUGUCCAGCAACAAGACGCCUCACAAUAGCUCCAUCAGUCACAUCGAAUCAGUCCUGCAGCAGCUCGAUGAAGCCCAAGUGCAGAUGGAAGAGCUUUUCCAUGAGCGCAAAAUCAAGCUGGACAUCUUCCUACAGCUUCGGAUCUUUGAGCAAUAUACCAUUGAGGUGACGGCGGAGCUGGACGCCUGGAACGAGGACCUGCUGAGACAAAUGAAUGACUUCAACACGGAGGACCUGACCCUGGCGGAGCAGCGGUUACAGCGUCACACGGAGAGGAAGCUGGCCAUGAAUAACAUGACCUUUGAAGUCAUCCAGCAGGGCCAGGACCUGCAUCAGUACAUCAUGGAGGUCCAGGCUUCAGGCAUCGAGUUAAUCUGUGAGAAGGACAUUGAUCUCGCAGCCCAAGUACAAGAGCUCCUGGAGUUUCUCCACGAGAAGCAACAUGAAUUGGAGCUUAAUGCAGACCAGACCCACAAGCGUUUGGAGCAAUGCCUGCAGCUCCGACACCUCCAGGCUGAGGUCAAACAGGUCCUGGGCUGGAUCCGCAAUGGGGAGUCAAUGCUUAAUGCCAGCUUGGUCAACGCCAGCUCUUUGUCAGAAGCUGAGCAGCUUCAGCGGGAGCAUGAACAGUUCCAACUAGCCAUAGAGUCCCUCUUUCAUGCAACUUCCUUGCAGAAGACGCACCAGAGUGCUCUGCAGGUACAGCAGAAGGCAGAGGUGUUGCUCCAAGCUGGGCACUACGAUGCUGACGCCAUCCGGGAAUGUGCUGAGAAGGUGGCAAUGCACUGGCAACAGCUGAUGCUGAAGAUGGAAGACAGGCUCAAGCUGGUCAAUGCCUCUGUGGCCUUUUACAAAACAUCCGAGCAGGUAUGCAGUGUCCUGGAGAGCCUAGAGCAGGAAUACCGGAGAGAUGAGGACUGGUGCGGUGGGCGAGAUAAAUUGGGGCCAGCUGCAGAGAUUGACCAUGUCAUUCCACUCAUCAGCAAACAUCUGGAACAAAAGGAGGCUUUUCUCAAGGCAUGCACACUUGCCCGCAGAAAUGCUGAAGUAUUUCUGAAGUAUAUCCACAGGAAUAACGUCAGCAUGCCCAGUGUGGCCAGCCAUACCCGGGGACCUGAGCAACAAGUAAAAGCCAUCUUGAGCGAGCUUCUUCAGAGGGAGAACCGAGUGCUGCAUUUCUGGACCUUGAAGAAGCGACGAUUAGACCAGUGCCAGCAAUAUGUGGUGUUUGAACGCAGCGCCAAGCAGGCACUCGACUGGAUCCAGGAGACAGGCGAAUAUUUCCUCUCAACACACAACUCCACUGGGGAUUCCACAGAGGAGACUCAGGAACUGCUGAAAGAGUAUGGGGAAUUCAGGGUGCCAGCCAAGCAAACAAAAGAGAAAGUGAAGCUUCUGAUUCAACUGGCUGACAGCUUUGUCGAAAAGGGCCACAUUCAUGCUACUGAGAUCAGGAAGUGGGUGACUACGGUUGACAAGCACUAUAGGGACUUCUCCCUGAGGAUGGGAAAGUACCGCUAUUCAUUGGAGAAAGCCCUGGGAGUCAACACUGAGGAUAACAAGGAUCUGGAGCUGGACAUCAUUCCAGCAAGCCUCUCAGAUCGUGAGGUCAAACUACGGGAUGCCAACCAUGAGGUCAAUGAAGAGAAGCGGAAAUCAGCCCGGAAAAAAGAAUUCAUCAUGGCAGAACUCCUCCAGACGGAAAAGGCAUAUGUAAGAGAUUUACAUGAGUGCUUAGAGACGUACCUGUGGGAAAUGACAAGUGGCGUGGAGGAGAUCCCCCCUGGGAUUCUUAACAAAGAACACAUCAUCUUUGGCAAUAUCCAGGAAAUCUACGAUUUUCAUAACAAUAUCUUCCUCAAAGAACUGGAGAAGUAUGAACAAUUGCCUGAGGACGUGGGACACUGCUUUGUCACCUGGGCAGACAAAUUCCAGAUGUACGUCACCUACUGUAAAAACAAGCCUGAUUCCAGCCAGUUGAUCCUGGAGCAUGCAGGCACCUUCUUUGAUGAAAUCCAGCAACGCCAUGGACUAGCCAACUCUAUUUCUUCCUACUUAAUCAAGCCUGUCCAGAGGAUCACUAAGUACCAACUGCUCCUGAAGGAACUUUUAACCUGCUGUGAAGAAGGGAAAGGGGAGCUCAAGGAUGGCCUGGAAGUGAUGCUCAGCGUUCCAAAGAAAGCUAAUGACGCCAUGCACGUCAGCAUGUUGGAAGGGUUUGAUGAGAACCUGGAUGUUCAGGGGGAGCUGAUUCUCCAAGAUGCCUUCCAAGUAUGGGAUCCCAAGUCUCUUAUCCGGAAGGGACGAGAAAGACAUUUGUUCCUCUUUGAGAUCUCUUUGGUGUUUAGCAAGGAAAUCAAAGACUCUUCAGGGCACACAAAAUAUGUUUACAAGAACAAACUACUGACCUCAGAACUGGGUGUGACAGAACACGUGGAAGGCGAUCCCUGUAAAUUUGCCUUGUGGUCUGGGCGCACACCUUCCUCAGACAACAAGACUGUAUUGAAGGCCUCCAGUAUUGAAACCAAGCAGGAGUGGAUCAAGAACAUUCGAGAGGUGAUUCAGGAAAGGAUCAUUCACCUGAAGGGUGCUUUAAAAGAGCCCAUACAGCUCCCUAAGACACCAGCCAAACAGAGGAACAAUAGUAAGAGGGAUGGAAUAGAUGAUAUCGACAGCCAGGGGGAUGGGAGCAGUCAACCGGACACCAUCUCCAUCGCCUCCAGAACCUCUCAGAACACAGUAGACAGUGACAAGCUCUCUGGAGGAUGUGAGCUGACCGUGGUGCUCCAGGACUUCAAUGCUGGCCACAGCAGCGAGUUGACCAUUCAGGUGGGACAGACGGUGGAGCUAUUGGAGAGACCCAGUGAACGACCUGGUUGGUGUCUAGUCCGAACCACUGAACGAAGCCCCCCACAGGAGGGUCUGGUUCCCAGCAGCGCACUCUGCAUAUCCCAUUCCAGAAGUAGUGUGGAGAUGGACUGCUUCUUCCCUUUGGUGAAAGACGCUUAUUCAGUCUCUUCGGGUGAAAAUGGAGGCAAGUCAGAGUCUGUGGCCAAUCUCCAACCUCAGUCAUCCUUAAACUCCAUCCAGAGCUCUCCAGGUCCCAAACGUUCCACCAACACCCUCAAGAAAUGGUUGACUAGUCCCGUGCGCAGACUCAACAGUGGCAAAGCCGAGAGCAAUAUCAAAAAGCAAAAGAAAGUACGAGAUGGCCGGAAAAGUUUCGAUCUGGGAUCUCCCAAGACUGGCGAUGAAACUACCCCCCAGGGAGACAGUGCUGAUGAGAAGAGCAAGAAAGGCUGGGGUGAAGAUGAGCCUGAUGAAGAAUCCCACACACCACUUCCUCCUCCAAUGAAAAUCUUUGACAAUGACCCUACUCAGGAUGAAAUGUCCUCCUCUUUGCUAGCAGCCCGGCAGGGUUCUGCUGAUGUUCCCACUGCUGCGGACCUUGUCAGUGCAAUAGAAAAAUUGGUCAAAAGUAAACUGAGCCUAGAAGGAGGUUCUUACCGAGGGAGCUUGAAAGACCCCACGGGUUGUCUGAAUGAAGGGAUGACUCCACCUACACCACCUCGGAACCUGGAAGAGGAGCAGAAAGCCAAAGCCCUCAGGGGCAGGAUGUUUGUCCUGAAUGAGCUGGUCCAGACAGAGAAAGACUAUGUUAAAGACCUGGGAAUUGUAGUGGAGGGAUUCAUGAAGAGAAUAGAAGAAAAGGGAGUUCCUGAAGAUAUGCGAGGGAAAGACAAGAUCGUGUUUGGCAAUAUUCAUCAGAUUUAUGACUGGCAUAAAGAUUUUUUCCUGGCUGAACUGGAGAAAUGUAUUCAGGAGCAAGAUCGGCUGGCACAACUUUUUAUUAAGCAUGAGCGGAAAUUGCACAUCUACGUGUGGUACUGUCAGAAUAAGCCACGGUCAGAGUACAUAGUCGCCGAAUAUGACGCCUACUUUGAAGAAGUAAAACAGGAAAUCAACCAGAGGCUGACACUUAGUGACUUCCUCAUCAAGCCCAUUCAGAGAAUAACCAAGUACCAGUUGUUGCUCAAGGACUUCCUAAGGUACAGUGAGAAGGCUGGUCUGGAGUGUGCAGACAUUGAGAAAGCAGUAGAGUUAAUGUGCCUUGUUCCAAAACGCUGCAAUGACAUGAUGAACCUGGGACGCUUGCAGGGCUUUGAGGGCACUCUGACAGCCCAGGGAAAGCUGCUUCAGCAGGAUACCUUCUACGUGAUUGAGCAGGAUGCAGGCAUGCAAUCCCGGACCAAGGAGAGGAGGGUGUUCCUCUUUGAACAGAUUGUCAUCUUCAGUGAGCUUCUGCGGAAGGGCUCUCUCACACCAGGUUACAUGUUCAAAAGAAGCAUCAAGAUGAACUAUCUUGUCCUGGAGGAGAACGUGGACAACGAUCCCUGUAAGUUUGCCCUUAUGAGCCGGGAAACGUCAGAAAGGGUUGUUCUGCAGGCAGCCAAUGCAGACAUCCAACAAGCCUGGGUUCAGGACAUCAACCAAGUCUUGGAAACACAACGAGAUUUUUUAAAUGCGCUACAAUCACCAAUUGAAUAUCAGCGGAAAGAGCGGAGCACAGCUGUCAUGAGGACCCAGCCUCCCAGAGUGCCCCAGACCAGCCCCAGGCCCUACUCUGCUGUCUCUGUGGGGGCUGAAAAGCCCCCGAAGGGCUCCAGCCGUAACCCAUCACUGCCACCCCUGAAGAUAUCUACCUCCAAUGGCAGUCCAGGGUUUGACUACCACCAACCUGGGGACAAGUAUGAGCCCAGCAAGAAUGACCUGGGAGGGUGCAACGGGACCUCCUCCAUGGCCGUGAUCAAAGAUUACUACGCGCUGAAGGAGAACGAGAUCUGCGUGAACCAGGGCGAGGUGGUCCAGGUUCUUGCCGUCAACCAGCAGAACAUGUGCCUGGUCUACCAGCCUGCUAGUGAUCAUUCCCCUGCAGCCGAGGGCUGGGUCCCGGGCGCCAUCCUGGCACCCCUCACCAAAGCCACAGCUGCAGCAGAAAAUAGCGACGGGAGCAUCAAGAAGUCAUGUUCAUGGCACACUCUACGCAUGAGAAAGCGGGCGGAAAUGGAGAACACGGGUAAAAAUGAAACCACAGGGCCUCGUAAAUCCAAGGAGAUUCUGGGCAGCAAAGUCUCAGUUAAAGAGACGAACAGUUCCGAGGAGUCAGAAUGUGAUGAUCUUGACCCUAAUACUAGUAUGGAGAUUUUGAAUCCAAAUUUCAUUCAAGAAGUUGCUCCUGAAUUCCUCGUGCCCCUGAUGGAUGUGACCUGCUUACUGGGGGAUACCGUGACCCUGCAGUGCAAAGUGUGUGGGAGACCAAAGCCCAACAUUAUUUGGAAGGGCCCUGACCAGAACAUCUUGGACAAUGACAAUAGCACAGCAACAUACACAGUCUCCUCCUGUGAUUCUGGUGAAAUCACUCUGAAGAUCUGCAACCUGAUGCCCCAGGACAGUGGGAUUUACACAUGUGUAGCAACAAAUGACCAUGGGACUGCAUCAACAUCAGCUACAAUCAAAGUGCAAGGUGUCCCAGCAGCACCAAACCGUCCCAUUGCCCAAGAAAGGAGCUGCACCUCAGUGAUUCUCCGAUGGCUGCCUCCAUCCAGCACAGGAAACUGCACUAUCUCAGGUUACACAGUGGAGUACAGGGAAGAAGGUUCCCAGGUCUGGCAGCAGUCUGUGGCUUCAACUUUGGAUACUUACUUAGUCAUUGAAGACUUGAGCCCUGGAUGCCCUUACCAAUUCAGAGUCAGUGCCAGCAAUCCCUGGGGAAUCAGCUUACCCAGCGAGCCAUCUGAAUUUGUGAGACUCCCAGAAUAUGAUGCUGCAGCUGAUGGUGCUACCAUUUCAUGGAAGGAAAAUUUUGAUUUGGCUUACACGGAGCUGAAUGAAAUUGGAAGGGGUCGGUUCUCCAUCGUGAAGAAGUGCAUUCACAAAGCUACUCGAAAAGAUGUUGCUGUGAAAUUCAUUAGCAAAAAAAUGAAGAAGAAGGAACAGGCAGCACAUGAAGCUGCCCUCCUCCAGCAUUUGCAGCACCCUCAAUAUGUCACACUCCACGAUACCUAUGAGUCACCCACAUCGUAUAUCUUGGUAUUGGAACUGAUGGAUGAUGGCCGACUCUUGGACUAUCUUAUGAAUCAUGAUGAACUCAUGGAAGAAAAAGUUGCUUUCUACAUCCGAGAUACCAUGGAAGCCUUACAGUAUCUACACAAUUGCAGGGUUGCUCAUUUGGACAUCAAGCCAGAAAACCUGCUCAUUGAUUUACGGAUUCCUGUGCCUCGAGUGAAGCUUAUUGAUUUGGAGGAUGCUGUCCAGAUCUCAGGUCAUUUCCACAUCCACCACUUGCUGGGGAAUCCCGAGUUUGCUGCCCCAGAGGUGAUCCAGGGCAUCCCUGUGUCCUUGGGCACAGAUAUCUGGAGCAUCGGGGUCUUGACCUAUGUCAUGUUGAGUGGGGUCUCCCCCUUUCUGGACGAGAGCAAGGAGGAGACAUGUAUCAACGUCUGUAGGGUGGACUUCAGCUUCCCUCAUGAGUACUUCUGUGGGGUCAGCAACACGGCAAGGGAUUUCAUCAAUGUGAUGUUACAAGAAGACUUCCGGCGGAGACCCACGGCAGCCACCUGCCUGCAACACCCUUGGCUGCAGCCCCAUAAUGGCAGCUACUCCAAAAUCCCCCUGGAUACCUCACGACUGGCCUGCUUCAUAGAACGCCGGAAGCACCAAAACGAUGUUCGCCCCGUUCCCAAUGUCAAGAGCUUCAUAGUCAGUCGGAUGAACCAAGGGACAUAAGCCUGCUCCCUGUCCUUGAGGCUUGACUGGGAUGCACAGUGUGAGCAAAAAUGAGCCGUUGUUGGGCUGUAAAUAGUUCUGUGUUAAACCAUUUGACUUUCUGAAGUUCCCCAGAUUAAGUGAUGUCCCUCAUGCACCUUUUUCCAGUGGUUAUUCAAUGUUUAAACAGUAAAACCCACCCUGAAUCUAGGAGUUUUCUGAUAGUGGGCUAAUUACUCUCUUUCUAAGGUUAUUCUGCAAAGGCAAGGAAUAAGCUAAGUGUUGGGAUUGUGGAAAAUAGAAGGGGUGAGGGUAGGAAAGGGCCUGCUUGGCUACUUUCAGGUGGACUUAGGUCAAAGUGGAAAAUCAUGAUUUCCAAGUGGAGUCUUAAGUAGAGUCAACUGAAGUUCAUGGUAGUGAGCCAAUACAGAACUGAAAAGCAUUCUUUAUUGAAAUCUUCAAAAACAGCCACAGAAUUCUGUGUAAUAGAGGCAGCCCAUCUAUCAACUGCUCCAGAUUAGGAUCUUAGCUGUAACUUAAGUGAACAUACAGUAGAAUAUAUCCCACCCAGGUUUCAGAGUUUUAUGAUAUAUGUGUAUAUAUGUAUGUAAAAUAGAGAUAGCUUUAAAAUCAAUCACCAGUACCUUUCUGUGCUAGAGUUAAAACAGUUAUUUCUAGGAGCAGUAAGUCGUUUUGACUUAAGCACAAUUAGAUGAUGGAUUUUUUAAAAGUAUUUUAUAAAACCUUGUACAGAAAUCUUUUACCAAAACUGGAGGAAUUGAUGUUACCCCUUUUUUCCUGUAUCUCUAUGAGUAACUCCUGACUUUGCUUCCAGCUGAAGGUUUAUUUGAUGAACACUGAAUUGUGUCUAUAAAUUCUCCUGUUUCAUUGACAGCUCAGAAAUGAUCUCGUAGAGAAAUCUGCUGGAGAGCUAGGCUAGCAUGGAAUUUAAAUUUUGCACAUCCAUUCAUGGAUAAUGAGCAAAUCCAGGGAUCUAUUUUUAUGCCUCCACCUGACUUUGAAAUAGGUCCAUGAAUAUAAUAUGUUCAUUUGAUAGGGCCAUUAGAAACCUUUCUUACAGUUCUUAUCCAUGAGGGAGCAGAAUUCUAAUUCCUUCUACAGAAAUGCAUCAGACAUUGGGAAUCUUCCCUUGUAUCUCUAUCAUUACUAACAUCACUGAUAUUUGUCUACUAGGAUAAAGCAGCCAUCUGUCUUUCUUCAAAAGGCCUGGAAAAACCAAAAUUCCUAUAGAAAUGAGUGAGACUACUCUCUCUUUUGGUUCCUGGAUUUCCAAAUGAUAUCAAAACCAGUUUUUUGGGGGGCACUCAUUUUGGAGCUGAAAUCUGCCUUCUCCUGAGCAAAAACUCCUCCUAACAUCACUUGAAAAUCAGACUGGAGGACACCAAGGAGACAUUUCAUUUUGAAGCCAUGAAACAAAGUCCCAUAGAUUAUCCAAAAGGAACAUUGUUUUCCUUGGGACUGCAGUAGAUGUUAAUCCUAUGCUAGGCAUUUCUCUGAACUCCCCAAACCAAUUUAAAGUCUGAUGUUGCUCUCUAGACUAGAGGAUGCUGCCUCAGAAUAAGGCUAUAUUACUAAUUGCCCUUUCUUCUUUGGUAGAAGCAAAAAGUGCUAAAAACUGAGUAUUUUUACUCUAAUUUUAUAUAAGAUCUCACCCAUACUUUCCAGGAUGUCUUUUAAAAUGUGCUAUCAUACAGCUGACAUUUUUAAGCCUACCUGAAUUAUCUACCCCAAUAAGAUUUCCCAGCAUUCCUUCUCCCUUCCAACAGGAAGGACCCAAAUCCUGCAGUACAGAGAGUGCAAGCAGGUCAUUUGGGAAUGGUUCCCCAGCAUCCAUCUGCAUGUUUGGGUGGGGAAAAAAAAUAUUGAAAAUCAAAUCUGAACUAAGAUAAUGUCCAGAAACCGUUCAUCUCACAGUGGAAAUGUAGAAUUAGUAAUAGCUCACUAAAUAUUUUUCACAGUAUUAAAAGGCAACUUCAUUAUCUACCUUUCCCUGUCUCCACAUCAUCCCUAAAAUUUUCUUGAAUUUAUGUAUUAACUAAUUAGUAGUAAGUACAAGCAAUAAGACUAGGUAGCACUUAGUAUUUUUGGGAUUAACCAAAUAUGUGUAAACCGACUCUGACUGUAUUUGUUUUCUAGCUUGUGAAAAUGGCCUUGGGUUACCUAUUCAAAUGCCUUGGAGACUAUUGAAUUGCUCUCUAUACGCUCCACUCAAAGACAUACACAAUUUGAAUUUUUUUUUAAAUCAUCUAAAUUCCUAAGACCUCCAUAGUAAA